Sorghum bicolor (sorghum) is the source of this 1160-nucleotide messenger RNA. RefSeq lists its product as uncharacterized. The record is from RefSeq and is a predicted model, not a curated record. The transcript is spliced from 3 exons. NCBI's taxonomy places the organism in Eukaryota, Viridiplantae, Streptophyta, Magnoliopsida, Poales, Poaceae. Gene Ontology annotation, cellular component: mitochondrial matrix. Bases 92 to 802 code for a protein of 236 amino acids.
UCUAGCCCAACGACGAAACUACGUGGGCCCGUCGUCACAAAGAGACCAUCGGUCCGCAUCCCGCAUCCUGCAGAGGCAAAGCGUCGAACAAAUGGCGUGCGCGAUCCUCCGCCGCGCGCGCUCUAUCACCGCCGCCGGCGCCCACGCGACCCCCCGACUCGCCGCAGCCUUCGCUUCCACUUCCUCCUCGUCCUCCGUCGUCGCGCCUCUGCGUUCCCCACUAGAUGACCGCCUUCUCCGCCUCCUCCGUUCCGAGAUCACAUACCUCGCGGAGCGUCGCCCUCCCUACCCGCUGCCGAGUAGCUUCAAGUCGUUCGCCGUGGAGGACCGCCCGGGGGAGCAGUGGGUGCGCCUCCGCGCCACGCGCACCAGCGCGGGAGCUGGAGCCGAGGAGGUGAAGGUCGAGGCCACCAUGUUCGACGGCGCCGCUGAGCCUGUCCCCGACGACGCGCCCCUCUUCCGCCGCGUCGAGUCGCUGGAACGCGGGCCCCGCCUCCACCUCAGCCUCAUCGUCGAGGUCACCCGGGGCGACCGCGUCCUCGGCUUCAUCUGCUCCGCCUGGCCCGACGACCUCGCCGUCCGCCACGUGCUCACCCUCAGGGCUGGCGGCAGUGCCGGUCGUGGUGGGCGAGAUUUCGAGAAACUGGGGGCUGAGGAGAGGGAAGCGGUGACGAAAUUCUUGAAGGAGAGGGAGGUGGACGACGAGCUCGCCGGAUUCUUGCACGACUACAUGGCAAACAAGGAGAAGAUGGAACUGCUCCGGUGGUUGAAGACUAUCGAAUCAUUCCUUAUCAAGGUGUAGGAUAAGAGCGCACACAGCAGGUAAUGUGGGCGAUGAAUAUGAAUAUCUCCUUGAUUGUAUGUAAAUUUAGAAAUGAUUUCAUGUUAAAGGCCACUUUGUUGGAAAAAGGUCGAAGUAUAAAUUGCCAUGUUUGGUACAUGGUCCCAAGUAAGCCCUGAGUGUUGAGGGAGGGGGAAAACAAACAAUCCAUCUGUAUUGUGGGUAUCCCCGCUUAGUCUUGGUGGGGACGAGCUAGCAGCUGUUUGGCAGUCACCAGAAAUGUUGAUGAUACAGUAUUUUGCUUUGUCUCUAUAUUUUGUUGAAUAAUAGACCUAAGAGAGAAAUGGAAAGGAAAGUGCAAGUACCUUUGUUGAUAAAA